Messenger RNA from Fusarium vanettenii 77-13-4, 873 nucleotides. RefSeq lists its product as uncharacterized. The record is from RefSeq and is a predicted model, not a curated record. NCBI's taxonomy places the organism in Eukaryota, Fungi, Ascomycota, Sordariomycetes, Hypocreales, Nectriaceae. Bases 1 to 873 code for a protein of 290 amino acids. The transcript has 7 exons.
AUGCUGAACCUCAAUAUUGCGCUCAUCGUCAUCACGUCGGUUAUUAUGACCUUGCGGUUGUAUGUGAGGGGUGUCAUGAUACAGGCUCUUGGGUGGGAUGAUCUGUUGGCAUUUAUCGCCUGGGUCCUCGCAGUCACCCACUCUUCUCUAGAAAUCGUCGCCGUUGGACAUGGAGCUGGAUCUCACAUAAGUUCGCUCACUCCAGAGCAGCUGAAUGCCAUCUUCUCGUUCUUCAAGAAGUGUAUAGCUAACCUGAUCUCAUGUAACCCUAUCAUAGAUCUUUUCAACACCGGAAAACCGGAUAGGAAAUGCGUUAGCAGAGAAAAGGAGGCUCAUGUUAUGUGGUCACACUCUAUCGUCGGCUCAUGCCUCGACGUUGUGCUCCUUGCGCUUCCCCUCUGGGUGGUCUUUACCAAUAUGAUGACUCGUCCCAAAAUCAUCAAGCUGACCCUAAUCUUUUCCGUUGGCUUCUUCGCCGCCAUCACUGCAUUUAUCAAGACUGGCAUGAUUCUUACGGCAAACUUUGCCUCGGAUCCAACCUACAACAUGAUCAGGCCUCUGCUUCGCCUCAUGUCUACCAAGCUCAAGCUCCGAAGCCGCUUCGAGAGUCUCAAGUUCUCCCGUGGCAGCGGCUCCAACACUCUUGAUGGCGACUGGCGCAACGACGCUAGCUUCGGUAAUCCUCACUUUGGGAAUUACAGCCAAGGAACGAGAGGAGUGGUAUCUGAUGCCGACUCGACGACGGGCAUGGUGGAGCUUAGAGAGCCCAACAAGGGCAUUAGGUUGACGACAGAUGUGUUGGUGAAAGUUGAAGAUAGGGGUUAUACGAGGGAUCGAGUCGAGAUGAGAACAAGGGCAUGGGAUGCGGUUUGA